AUGAACCGAAUGUUUUAUCCAUUUCUCGAAAAUUUGUUGAAAGUACAUGUAAAAGCUAUUGAGAUCAUCGAGGUGUAUGUGGAACGGAACAAGUCAAAGUGUUAUGAAAUGAAACGACAAAUAAAUUAUGUUCGAAACAACUAUGAACAACGCGAACAAGCCAGGCAACAAUCAGAUACGUCUACUUCUUAUUUAGCAGUUGUGUUGCUGAUUGUUAUAUUGAAACAGUUGAAUCAAAAUCGACUGUUAAACGUUUCCGACGUCAAUCAAUUCUCUAUACAUCACAAUACAAGUAAAGUGAAAUGGACUGUUAAAUCUCAUACUCCAGAUGAAUUUAUAGAGGCUGGGUAUAAAAGAAAAGAAUGCAAAGAAAAGGCAAGUACUCAUUCACAAAUCAUAAAAGAUGGUAAUAAUAAUAAUAAUAAUAAUAAUAAUAAUAAUAAUAAUAACAAUAAUGAAAACGAUUAUGAAGCAAUAAUCAGUGGAGAUGUUCGUAUAAGAGAAAUGGUCUAG
This is a messenger RNA of Schistosoma turkestanicum, 513 nucleotides long. NCBI's taxonomy places the organism in Eukaryota, Metazoa, Platyhelminthes, Trematoda, Strigeidida, Schistosomatidae. The record is from the annotation of a GenBank genome assembly.